UGAAGGCUGCAGCUGUCUUUUUUCCUGGAGUCUUCCUCUGAAGCUAGCAGAAUGAUGGAGAAAUGAUACUGGUUGUAUGAAAGCAACCCCUUCAGCCAACUCCUGUCUUCCUGGGAAGGCUCCUGAAAGAAAUAGCUGAAGAAGUUGAAGCAGAAGAUAUUGAAUGCCUUACCUGAGACCAUUCUGCUGCUAACAGUAGCAGAAGGAAUCUGUGGUUGCCAGUCACAGAAGAUUCAAUCCAAACCCAGUUAACGAAACCUGUCUCAAAUGAAACUGACUUGAAAAUUCCAAAGAUCUGUGCUGCUGCUGUGGGGCUAGGACAACACAUCCAUCCUCAGCAGGAGGAAAGCCAGAUAACAACUGAAUAGAAGCUGGAAACAGCAUUUUACGAACAUACAAGACCUCAGCAUUCCUCAUAGAGAACGUUUUUUUUGGGGGGUGAGGAAAAACCUCUGCACUGGCCAAGCAAAAGAACCAGGGUUUGCGACUGAGGUGGCUUAGCUAAGGAGUGGCUCCUCACAGCUCUCCACACCAUCUGGGAAUAAGAAGUUGAAGCUAUUUUACACCAUCUAGAAGACAUGGGCUGUGGUAGUUCAACACCUAAAGCCAAGAAAUCUGCAAAAACAAUAAAAGCCGCACUGAUCAUCCAAAAUUGGUACCGAGGUUACAGAGCUCGGUUGAAGACCAGACAACGUUAUGCUCUUACCAUCUUCCAGUCCAUUGAAUAUGCCGAUGAACAAGGUCAAUUACAGUUAUCCAAUUUCUUUUCCUUCAUGUUGGAAAACUACGCACAUAUACAAGAGAAAGAUCCAACAUUAGCAGAUCGGCUAUUUGGUUGCACCCUCCAGGAGGACAGGGAUAGGCAAGAUUGUAUAGGGCUGAUAGAGGUCCCAGAUUCCUAUGGUGGUCCUCGGGUGCAAUUUCCACUCAAUUCUACUUCUCUUCAUGUACUGAUUGAGGCCUUUAAGAAGCAGCAGAUACUCCAUGCCUAUUAUGUCUUAGAGAUACUGUUCGAAACUAAGGAAGCCCUGAAGCAAAUGCCAAAUUUUAAUCAUAUAAGAACUUGUCCCACCAAAGAGAUAACAAUCUGUGGGGAUUUACAUGGAAAAUUAGAUGAUCUCCUUUUGAUCUUCUCCAAGAACGGCCUCCCCUCACAGUACAACCCAUAUGUUUUCAAUGGUGAUUUUGUAGAUCGAGGAAAAUAUUCCAUCGAGAUCUUAAUGAUCCUGUUUGUGAGUUUUCUUCUCUACGGCGAUGACCUGUGCUUAAACAGAGGGAACCAUGAAGAUUUUUUGAUGAAUAUGAGGUAUGGCUUCACAAAAGAAGUCUUGAAUAAAUAUAAGAUACAUGGAAAAAAAAUCCUACAAGUCUUGGAAGACGUUUUUGCCUGGCUGCCACUCGGUACAAUUAUUGACGAUGAAAUCCUGAUUAUGCACGGUGGGAUAUCAGAGUCCACAGAUUUGAAUUUACUACAUCAUAUAGAGAGAAACAAAAUGAAAUCUGUGCUGAUGCCACCAGUUCCAAUAGAUAAAGAAAGUUCUACUGACUUGAAGAAAAGUAAAGGACAUAUGUCUGGGGGAGUCAGAUUAAGUGGAUCCCCUUCUGAAUAUUUAACAAAACACGAGUGGGAACAGGUUAUCGAUAUUCUGUGGAGUGAUCCUAGAGGGAAACGAGGCUGUUAUCCAAACACAUGUCGAGGAGGGGGCUGCUAUUUUGGGCCAGAUGUUACCUCCACAUUUCUUGGUAAAAACCACUUGAAGCUGCUCAUUAGGUCUCACGAAUGUAAGCCGGAUGGGUAUGAAAUCUGCCAUGAAGGGAAGGUUAUUACAGUUUUUUCUGCUUCUAAUUAUUAUGAAGAAGGCAGUAAUCGAGGAGCUUACAUCAAGGUGGGUUUUCGUACAGCCCUUCGAUUUUUCCAGUACCAAGUAACAAAGGCAACGUGCUUAAGACCUCUUCACCAAAGGGUGAAUACCAUCGAAAGUAGUGCUAUCAGGAUAUUGAAAGAGAGAAUGAUUUCACGAAAAACUGACCUCAUUCGUGUUUUCCAACUUCAAGACCGCAAUAAGUCAGGAAAAAUUUCUGUUGGCCAAUGGGCUUUUUCCAUGGAGAACGUUUUGGGGCUGAACUUACCAUGGAGAUCCUUGAGUUCACAUCUGGUUAUCACAGACCAAGACGGGAAUAUUGACUACAUGUCCUGCUUCCACGAUAUCCACAUUCAAAAACCUGUGAAAGAGGUUCAGUCAGCUAUAAUUGAAACUCUGUACAGAUACCGAUCUGACCUACAAAUCAUCUUUAAUGUCAUUGACUCUGAUCACUCAGGUCUGAUCUCCAUGGAAGAAUUUCAUUCCAUGUGGAAACUUUUUAGUAGUCACUACCACGUUCAUAUUGAUGAUUCUCAAGUUGAUGAGCUUGCUGAAAGAAUGGACUUGAACAAAGAUGGAAGCAUCGACUUUAAUGAGUUUUUAAAGGCUUUCUAUGUAGUACACAAAUUAGACAACUCGAGCAAAUCAAAAACCCAGCUUGCUUAACAAGAAGUAGGUCUUUCCCUCCUUAUGAACACAGUCACUAAUACAAUCUUUUGCAGAACCAGUAGUAGAAAGAAGUAGACCCCAAUUUCCGCCAUGAGCAGAUGUAUAAUGUGGGUAUUAGAAUUGCCUAGUAAGCGUUUUGUUAAGACUAGGUUAAAUGUCAGUUCCAGUGGUAGGACUCACACAUUUCUAGAUAGAAACUGGGUUUGAGCCUAGUGCUGGUCUCUGAUCUUCACUAACUAGGAGACCAGAGCAGUUUGGAAACAUACUGAAAGAAAUGCAUAGAACACAGAAAAAACUACACCAUCUGUUGAGUGGCCAAGGAAUAGGAGGAGGAAUACUGAACUAUUAAUAUAAUAAAAUAUUUCCAGCUUUCAACUGUAAUCUUUUUUGGCAAUACCAUAAACCAGUGAUUCUUAAUUGUGGGAGAACCACCCUUCAGAGAUGAGGGCCGUAUCAGAUUCUUGGGGUAAGCUGUGGGAAUGUAUUAUUUGAAAAAACAUUCUGUUGUCUAUUGGAGAUACAAAGUGAAUACUUUAAGUUUGAGCCCUGCAAUGACUAUGGUUUAACACCUUCAUUGGUAAGAUGACACCUUGGUUAUGCAUACAUUGUGCAGUUUAUCCUGCUAUUCUGAUUACAUAUCAAAUACAAUAAGAGAUUUCUGUUUAAAGGCAAGUAUAUUUUAAUUUUCCUCUAAGUUUGAGAACUUCAAGAUCUAUCAAUAUGCCAGGGUAGAUAUCCUUCAACGCUACCUGCUAUAUACACCAAAAUAAUGAAUAAAAUAUAACAAAUAUAUUUUAAAUGCAUAACUGAGCUCCUAGGAAAGUAAAAGAAACCCCUAUUGGGCAGGAAAAAAGAGCAUAAUUAAAAUAAUAGCACUAUUAACAUUAGACAGGAUAGACUUUAAGGCAAAUAAUAUCAUUAGGGAUAAAAAAAAAAAAAGGUCAUUACUGAAUACUAAAAGGAGCGAUUCACCAGGAAGAUAUAAUAAUUAUAAACAUAUUCAUUUAAUUACAGAGCUUUAAAAUUUGUAAUGCAAAAAUUGACAUAACUACUAGAAGAAAUAGAGGGAGAUUUUGAAUAUACCUCUAUCAGUAAUUAACCAUGUAAAUUAAAAAUUAGUAUAUGGAAGAUUGGACAACCCAAUUAAUUCUCCUGAUUGUGUGUGUGUCUGUAUGUGUAUGCUCUGCAGUCAAU
Molecule: messenger RNA, 3725 nt
Organism: Miniopterus natalensis
Lineage: Eukaryota; Metazoa; Chordata; Mammalia; Chiroptera; Miniopteridae
Gene: PPEF1
Product: protein phosphatase with EF-hand domain 1
Biological process (GO): detection of stimulus involved in sensory perception
Molecular function (GO): phosphoprotein phosphatase activity; calcium ion binding; iron ion binding
Source: RefSeq, a predicted model, not a curated record